AUGGGAGUAGCUGUUUUUGUGUUGCUGUUGUUAAUUUUAAUCUCAGCUUGGUUCUUAACAAAUUGCAUGAAAAAACGUAAAAAAAAGCGGUUCCACCUCCCUAAGCUUCGGCGUGGACGGGAUGCGAUAGAAAGUUCGAGAUCGCGUCCAUCGGCAUCGUGUUCGGUGACAGCAAAAUCUAGAGCAUCGAAAGCUAAAACGCCAGCUGCUCCAGACCCGAAGCAGAAGGAUAUGAAGAAAGUUGAUAAUGUCGAGCACGUUACUCCGAAACAAGAAAUCACACCUAAAAAGGAAUAUGCAGAAAAAACACCGAUGGAAAAGUUGGCAAAAAUCGCCAGGGGCACAGUGAAGAGAUCGACGGAUUACCCCACCUUCGAUGAUAUCCUUAGCGACUGGGACGACAAGAAGAAGAAUAUUGAGCCGCAAAAAAUGGAUUUGAACCAAAAGGAACAGCUUAUAGCAAAAGGUGCAAAAAGGAACAAAGACGACUAUCCUACAAUGGGUGACAUUAUGAGUGAUUGGGAUUCAAAGGAAGAAAGGCGAGCGAAAAAAGAAGGGCGAAGAGAAAAGGAUGAAGAAGAAGAAAAGAAUGAAGAGGAGAAAAGCGCUGACCUACAUGGUUUGCUGGAAGAAAAGGAGAAAAAAAAGGAAGGAACCCUAGUUGACAAUAAAAUGACCGCUCAGGAACCGACAGAGACUGUGGGGAUCGAAGCAACCCAAGAUAAUUUUGCAGCGAAAGGAAAGAGGGGAUCUAAUGAAGCAGAAAAACCAAAGGAGAUCCAAGAGAGGGAAGCUGAUGGAAUAGAGAAAGAGAUUGAUGAUUCGCUGAGGAAAAGAAAUGUGGAGGAAGAUGAAUAUAUUAAAAAAGCCAGAGAAGCUCAGCUUAGGAGGAGGGCCGAAGAGGAACAGAAGGAAAGGAAAAGAGCAGAAGAAGAAGCAGCUGAUAGAGAAAAAAAGGUAAGGAACCUUGACGAAGAAAACAAGAAGGAGAAAGAAAGAGCAACUGGAGUGAAACAGUUGGAUGAGGAGAGAGAACAAAAGGAAUUUACCGGAAGGGAAGUUCCGGAAUCAGAGUUACGCGAUUAUGGGCUUGUUGAGAAAAAAUACAAGAGAGGAUCAGGAGAAAUUGCUGACCAGGAAAAAAACGAUGCAGCCCCAUAUUCAAGAAGUAAAAAUAUUGACGUGGCAAGAAAACAAAGUGGAGAAUUGGUGAAGCCAAAAAAAGAGACCUGGAGGUCAGGGACAGGUCAAAAAAUUGGUGGAAGUGGUAGCCCAAAGAAGAGCAGUGGAAGCGAUCACCACGAUGGUGGUCCGAAGAGUAAUCAGAAAAAGCAUGGAAAUGAAAAGGUUCGUAGAAAGAGGAGGUCGAAGGAAAAGAUCAAAAAGUCAUCCGAGAGUGGUGAGAGAAACUUGAAAAAAGGGAAGCAUAAAAAAGAUAAGAAACCGAACAAAAGAAGGUCGAAAUGA
Necator americanus (New World hookworm) is the source of this 1467-nucleotide messenger RNA. RefSeq lists its product as uncharacterized. The transcript is spliced from 8 exons. Lineage: Eukaryota; Metazoa; Nematoda; Chromadorea; Rhabditida; Ancylostomatidae. Bases 1 to 1467 code for a protein of 488 amino acids. The record is from RefSeq and is a predicted model, not a curated record.